This is a messenger RNA of Didymodactylos carnosus, 555 nucleotides long. Lineage: Eukaryota; Metazoa; Rotifera; Eurotatoria; Philodinida; Philodinidae. The record is from the annotation of a GenBank genome assembly.
AUGAGUUGUUCCAUACCAACUGGUGAUCAAAAUGGUGGAGGAUUUUCAGCUGGAGCUUCCAAUUCGUACGUACCGAAUUAUAAACCGUAUUCAACAACCAACCAAGUUGAACCUUAUGCUAAUUUCUAUCCAGUAAUAAAAAAAGGCCCAAAUUAUUUGAAAUAUUGUGUUGGUUUAUUACACAACCAUGAAAAACCAUAUAACACUAAAGAAAUUAUUAAAAAGUAUACAUCAGGGACGAAUAUGUCAUUUAAAGAAAUUGAAAUGUACGAACGACAAUAUAAAUUUUUCAUACCAAGUUUUACAUCCACAUCAAAAACAAAACCAUUUUUAGCUAAUACAAUAUUUCAUAUUGAUAUAACACCCGAGUGGAAUACAUUUUGUAUUGAGAUCGAUUCAAGUAUGUCAGAUUAUAAUGAAGAUGAAAUUUUAUUAUCUUGUUAUAAUAUAUACGAAUAUAAACGAUCAGAAAUGGUCAAUAACAAGCGAUAUAUUAAAUUAACACUUCUAAAUUAUGAAACAAAUUUUGACGUUUAUAGAGAUCGAAUAGUUUAA